Molecule: messenger RNA, 1882 nt
Organism: Phoenix dactylifera (date palm)
Lineage: Eukaryota; Viridiplantae; Streptophyta; Magnoliopsida; Arecales; Arecaceae
Product: protein DETOXIFICATION 18-like
Biological process (GO): xenobiotic detoxification by transmembrane export across the plasma membrane
Cellular component (GO): membrane
Molecular function (GO): xenobiotic transmembrane transporter activity; antiporter activity
Source: RefSeq, a predicted model, not a curated record
CACAAGGAAAGGCUGCAAGAGAAGUGUUAGAACCAGUCUCCUAGUCAUCACUGAGCGUUAAGUCUUCCAGUUUUGUUUCUCAUCCCAUUUGUCUGGCGUCCUUCUCCUACCCAUCUCCAUCUCAUAGCUAUCUCUUACUCCCCUUCCAGGAGAGGAGAGGAGAGGACGAUCUGGGCCAUGUCUUCGUCUCCCUUAUUGGAGUCUGGCGGAGGAGAGAGGAUAAGAGAGGGAUGGUGGAGAAGAAUUUUGGACGAGGAGGAGGCCAAGAAUCAGCUGCUGUUCGCCUUGCCCAUGAUAAUCACCAGCAUGUCCUACUACGCCGUCACGCUUGUCUCGGUCAUGUUCGCCGGCCAUCUCGGCGACCUCGAGCUGGCCGGCGCCACCCUCGGCAAUUCCUGGGGUACCGUCACCGGCAUAGCUCUCAUGACUGGUUUAAGUGGGUCUCUCGAGACACUUUGUGGUCAAGCAUAUGGUGCAAAGAUGUAUCGGAUGCUAGGAAUAUACCUACAAUCAUCAGUUCUUAUAGCUACAUUCUUUUCGAUCUUAGUAUCCAUCUUAUGGUACUAUUCAGAGACCUUAUUGAUCUGGCUGCAUCAAGAACCAGAAGUAUCAAAAAUGGCUGGCCUCUAUCUGAGAUAUCUGAUUCCAGGUCUUUUUGCCUAUGGCUUCUUGCAAUGCGUUAUGAGGUUUCUCCAGACUCAAACAGUAGUGAUGGCUCUGGUUGUGUGUUCAGUACUCCCACUAAUUUUCCAUGUUGGGAUAACAUAUUUACUGAUCCAUGUCCUGGGCCUUGGAUUCAAAGGAGCUUCGCUUGCUGGCUCCAUAUCAUUAUGGUUAUCAUUGUUGAUGCUUGCACCCUAUAUCAAUUACUCAGAGAAGUUCAAGUGCACUUGGGAAGGGCUCUCGAUGGAAUCUUUUCAGUAUGUAAUUUCUAGCUUGAGGUUGGCUGUUCCCUCGGCAGUGAUGGUCUGCCUUGAAUAUUGCGCUUUCGAGAUCCUUGUUUUGCUUGCUGGAUUGAUGCCAAACUCAGAGUUGAGUACUUCAGUAAUAGCAAUGUGCGUGAACACAGAAGCAAUCUCGUACAUGAUCACAUACGGAUUCAGUGCAGUUGUAAGCACGCGUGUGUCAAAUGAGAUAGGCGCUGGAAAUACAGAGAAGGCUAAGAAUGCUGUUGCUGUGACACUGAAACUCUCGAUCCUUCUAGCUUUGACAGUUGUUCUUCUACUAGUUUUUGGUCAUAAUAUAUGGGCAAGCUUGUUCAGCAGCAGUCAUGAUAUUAUAAGGGCAUUUGCUUACAUGACUCCACUACUCACAGUGUCUAUAGUAUUGGACUCAGCUCAAGGAGUUUUAUCUGGAGUAUCUAGAGGCUGUGGUUGGCAGCACUUGGCAGCCUGGACCAACUUAGUAGCAUUUUAUGUAAUUGGCAUGACAUUGGCUCUUCUUUUUGGAUUCAAGUUGGGAUUUUAUGAUAAGGGAUUGUGGAUGGGUUUGAUCUGUGGUCUCUUCUGUCAGGCUUGCUCCCUCUUAGUGAUCACUCUGCGCACUAAAUGGACAAGAUUGGACCUCCUAGCGAAGGAUGAACAAAAUUAUGUGCUUGUUUAGCUAGAGGCAUUAUAGAACUCAUGAAAUGAUGCUAGAGAUUUGCAUCAUCUAAUAAUAAGCCAAUGAAUGCCUAUUCUUUUAAGGAUUGAGCAUUUUCAAUUUCAGAAUAUGAUCGCGCUUUAUGAUAGAGCAGCGAACGUGUAAAAUCAAGUGUUUAUCAAUUAGCAAGGCUGUUAGCGCCAAAGGCAAAUGUGUUCUUUGGUUUACUAUAUGUAUGCAAACAAUAGCACCACACAGUGCUUGAAUCUUCUUCCAGCCAAACUGCAGCAGCAUUUAACUA